This is a messenger RNA of Pararge aegeria (speckled wood butterfly), 948 nucleotides long. It is a transcript of the gene Spf30, whose product is annotated as survival of motor neuron-related-splicing factor 30. NCBI's taxonomy places the organism in Eukaryota, Metazoa, Arthropoda, Insecta, Lepidoptera, Nymphalidae. The coding region runs from base 131 to 838 and encodes 235 amino acids. The record is from RefSeq and is a predicted model, not a curated record. Gene Ontology annotation, biological process: regulation of alternative mRNA splicing, via spliceosome. Gene Ontology annotation, cellular component: nucleus; precatalytic spliceosome. The transcript is spliced from 4 exons. Gene Ontology annotation, molecular function: RNA binding.
UUAUGACAUAUGCCCAUAUGUCAUUAAUGGUUUGCAUUAUUUCGUAAUUUUCACCUCAAUUUGUGAAGUAAAGCAAGACUUUUGUUUAGGACUAAUUUGUAAAUGUGAUAAAGCAAAGUACGAAUAUAAUAUGGCCGAUGAUUUAAGGAAUUAUAAACUUCAACUACAGCAGGUGGAAGCAGCGUUACUAACGGAUACACAAAACGAAGAACUGUUAAAGCUGAAAACGGAUUUAGAGGAAGUAAUUGAGUUGACACGCGAUCUUAUAAAAACAAAGGAGGGUGAAUCCAAAGUGCAUAAUAUUCAUAGUUCUAGUAAUGAUGAUGAUGUUACAGCUUGCCUGUUGGCUGCGGAGGACGGUGAUGUCGCAGAGGCGGAGUCUAAGUGGCGGAUUGGCGAGAAAGUUUUGGCCAAGUGGAAGACAGAUAGCAUAUAUUACGAGGCAACUGUAGAAGAGAUAAGUGCAGUUAGUCUUAAAGUAAAGUUUGAUGGCUAUUUAACAUCAGAAAUUGUCUCCAUUUUAGAUGUUAAAUCAUUAGCAUCGGGUACAAAACGAUCACUUGGAGAGCAUGGUAAAGGCUACAAUAGAGAGUAUUUAAAAAAGAAAAAGCAAAAAAAGCAACAAAGAUUUAAACAAAUUGAAGAAGAAAGAGAGAGUGAGAAAAAUAAAUGGCUCUCAUUCCAUUCCAAAGCAGCAAAGAAACCUGGGGUCAGAGCAAAAAGUAUAUUUGCAUCACCUGAUAAUUUGACUGGUAGAGUUGGAAUUGGUACAUGUGGUAUAUCAGGGAAACCAAUGACUGAGUAUACACCAGGAGAAAAGUGGAAAAAGGGAGCAUAAUUAAUGGUAUCAAUAGUGUAAUUUUAGGAUAAGUUAGUUUAAUGACCGAAUACUGUGAAGUUAAUGACUUAAUUAAAUUUUUUAGUUAUAAAAAUGCUGCGUUUUUGUUG